Penicillium antarcticum is the source of this 693-nucleotide messenger RNA. RefSeq lists its product as uncharacterized. Lineage: Eukaryota; Fungi; Ascomycota; Eurotiomycetes; Eurotiales; Aspergillaceae. Bases 1 to 693 code for a protein of 230 amino acids. The record is from RefSeq and is a predicted model, not a curated record. The transcript has a single exon.
AUGUUCGCCCACCCACCCUCAACACCCUUCCGCCAAACAGGCUAUUACAUCCCAGCCAAACCAUCCCCCCUAGGCCAACGAAGCACAAACAUCUCCACACCCCCGUGGGCAAUGUCACCAACGCGAGGCAGCGCGCCUAAGCCAAGUACAAUGGACGAGAACAACACCAACACCAACGAAACCACAAAUGGCUUCCUUAACUCUUCACCAACAACCAUCGCGAACAAUAUCUUCCAACCACAGCCCCAAUCAUUCUUCAACAUCCAAAGCGAACCAAUAACCCGCCACAGCAACAGCCACCAAUCCCCCAUAGCAUUCAACCCAACCUCAACCUCCAAUACGCCCUUCACAACCACCAACGACCCAUUCUCCUUCCCAGCCAACAAUAACAACAAUAAUGAAACUCCAAACUCACCAACAACCCCAACCCGCCCAAAACCAAAAUUCGAAACCCGCUACGCAAACACAAUUGCAAACCCACUGCGAAACGCGCCCUCCCUAGCGCGCAGCAAAACGCGCAAACUGUUCCUCAAUCGCGUGCGCAAUGAGCGCGAUAGCGGUCGAUUCGAGGCGCGCGGCGAGCAGAUGAUGCGUAUGGAAUGUCUUGCUGAUCGGCGGCGUUGGGAGGAGAGUAUGGCUGCUGAUGGGGACAUCAUGGCUGGGUUUGAUGGAGAAUUCGAGGGGGGAGGAUGA